Alternaria burnsii is the source of this 423-nucleotide messenger RNA. RefSeq lists its product as uncharacterized. The record is from RefSeq and is a predicted model, not a curated record. Lineage: Eukaryota; Fungi; Ascomycota; Dothideomycetes; Pleosporales; Pleosporaceae. The transcript has a single exon. Bases 1 to 423 code for a protein of 140 amino acids.
AUGCGACUACAUCUGGAAACAACAGUGCGACACAAAACCCUAAGUCGUGAGCGAUGCGGGGCGUCCGGUUCAGAAUUCGAGGACCUCAUUGAAACAAUCAGCGAGCUAAAAGGCAAGAUUUUAAGCUGUCUUGAGAAACUCAACCUACUCUGUAGCCAAUUCAUGCAAGCCACUCCAGGUACAAGAGAAGGACAGAUUGCAGGUGCACGCAUGUCGAAGAUAGCCGCAAAUAUGCAAAGGCAGAUUCAGCAGAUCGGUACACACUACGGUUGGGUGCUAGCAUCAGACCAUGCACUCGUGGACGAAGUUCUUCGUUCACACUUUGUGAGGACAGUUGAUAGCAGGAGAUGGUUGAAGAAUGCUGUUGAGAACUUCAAAGCCGCACAUCUUCUUUUGGGGGAUAGCGCACGACGAGCUCUCUAA